AAAUGCUUUUCGUUGUAACAAAACAAUUAUUUAGGUAAGUUAUCUUAAAAUAUUAUUAAAUAAAUAAUACAUUUUAUAUACAUUAUUUAGCUAUGGUAUCAAGGACAUUUCCAUUAAAAAAAAUAUGGUUUUCGUUGCCCUUACAUACACCCCCAAAAAUACAACACUGCAAAAAAAUUUGGGAAUCUGCCAGUUAGAUACGCACGAUUGAAAAUCGACAAUGAAAUUGAAUUAAGCAUGUUAGAGAAAGCCUGGCACGCCUAUAAAUUUAAUUUAAUUGAUGAGGAGGAGGGGGAACCCUCCAACGCUGUAAUGGCAAAUGAAAAAAAUAUUAUAUCUAUGCUACCGUCAUCGUUAUCACGAACACCACCACCACAAGCAUCAACGUCCCGCCAAGAAAUUUCCGAAUCUCAAAUGACUUUUAUCGGCAACAAAAACAACAACAAUAGUGAGGAUCAUCACUCAUCAAAUUCAAAAAAACGGAAACAUGAUGGAGGAGAUAUAAAGAAAAAUAAGAAAAUGGCACAAUUUGUAGACCCUAUUAUUAUUAUUGAAGGGGAAGAGGGCAGCUACGAAGGCGGCAGCGGCGGCAACAGUCAAGAAUCGCAAAGAUUUUUUUAAAAUAACUAUUUUCUCUCUCUUUGAAGGCGCGGUAUAAUAAAACUGAAUUAAAUAUACCGAUAUAAAAUUAUAAUUGCAUUUUAUUUCAAUAUGAGCAAGGGCGUGAGAAACAGGAUAUACCUAUCGGAAAAUAUCCCCUCUUAGACACAGAAUA
Messenger RNA from Sitophilus oryzae (rice weevil), 775 nucleotides. RefSeq lists its product as uncharacterized. The transcript has 2 exons. The coding region runs from base 238 to 621 and encodes 127 amino acids. Lineage: Eukaryota; Metazoa; Arthropoda; Insecta; Coleoptera; Curculionidae. The record is from RefSeq and is a predicted model, not a curated record.